Molecule: messenger RNA, 4201 nt
Organism: Sardina pilchardus (European sardine)
Lineage: Eukaryota; Metazoa; Chordata; Actinopteri; Clupeiformes; Clupeidae
Gene: chst6
Product: carbohydrate sulfotransferase 6
Exons: 2
Coding region: 138-1343 (401 amino acids)
Biological process (GO): N-acetylglucosamine metabolic process; sulfur compound metabolic process; carbohydrate metabolic process
Cellular component (GO): Golgi membrane; trans-Golgi network
Molecular function (GO): N-acetylglucosamine 6-O-sulfotransferase activity
Source: RefSeq, a predicted model, not a curated record
CACUUUUGGAGCAGUUGAGCAAUGAAAAUGUAUUUCUGAGCCGUGUUUUCUACUGGGCCAUACAACACUAGCUAGUUUGUUUCCAUGCUACGGACACCAAAGGACGCGCAAUAAGAUAGGAAGGCAGUCCCAGCACAAUGCGUCCCAGACUGGCCACCCCAGCCCUGGUCACCCUGCUGCUCCUGCAGCUGAUCACCAUGGUGGUGAUGUUCGGCUGGUACCGCCACCAGUCCCCGGCCAGCACCCCGCCGCCGCCCCCCCCGGAGCAGCGCCAGGUCCACGUGCUGCUGCUGUCGUCGUGGCGCUCCGGCUCCUCCUUCCUGGGUCAGGUGUUCAGCCAGCAUCCGUCCGUCUUCUACCUGAUGGAGCCGGCGUGGCACGCCUGGGUGACGCUGGGCCGCGGGGCGCGGAGCCUGCGCAUGGCCGUGCGCGACCUCCUGCACCAGGUGCUGCGCUGCGACCUGUCCGUCAUGGACGCCUACAUGCCGCCGGAGCGCAACGUGUCGCGGCUGUUCAUGUGGAGCCACAGCCGGGCGCUGUGCUCUCCGCCCGCCUGCCCGCUCACGCCGCGCGGCGCCUUCAGCAACCAGAGCGAGUGCCAGAAGCGCUGCGACCGCCGGGGCCUGGGCAAGGCCGAGGAGGCGUGCCGCAGCUACUCGCACGUGGCGCUCAAGGAGGUGCGCCUGUUCGAGCUGGAGUCGCUCUACCCGCUGCUGCGCGACCCGUCCGUGGACCUGCGCAUCGUGCACCUGGUGCGGGACCCGCGGGCCGUGUGGCGCUCGCGCGACCAGUCGGCCAACUCCUUCUUCCGCGACAACGCGCUGGUGCUGGAGCAGGGCGACGGCAAGGGCCUGGAGGCGCAGUACCGCGUCAUGCAGGAGGUGUGCCGGAGCCACGUGCGCAUGCACGAGACGGCGCUGCUCAAGCCGCCCGACUUCCUGCGCGGCCGCUACAAGAUGGUGCGCUACGAGGACCUGGCGCGCGACACGCUGGCGCAGGUGGAGGCCAUCUACCGCUUCACGGGCCUGGAGAUGACGCAGCCGCUGCGGGACUGGAUCUACCGCAUCACGCACGGCAAGGGCAAGGGCACCAAGAAGGAGGCCUUCCAGAUCACCUCGCGCAACGCCGAGGACGUGUCGCGGGCCUGGCGGACCACCGUGCCCUACGAGAAGGUGCGGCGCGUCCAGGAGGUCUGCAAGGGCGCCAUGUCCCUGCUGGGCUACCGUACGGUGGACAGCGAGAAGGAGCAGCGGCAGCUGGACAUAGACGUGCUGUCGCCACGGGAACCCUACCACUUCAGUUGGCUGCCCUCCAAGACCACCAAGCGCUCCAGUAAUGGCUAGCACACCGUGCACAAGAUAAGGUGGCUCAAGAGCAGGACGUUUAGCUCGCAUGAAGCACAGACCAUCAUGGUCAUCCCAUAUGAAAAGACUAUACAACCUCAUCACUGCAACAGUAGAGGCACAUUUUAAUGUGUUGACCCGCUCUUGUGUGUGUUAUGUAAUUUAUUUGUCGUGGAGGAAUGAGGCUGGAACUUGGAUGACAGCUGAAUGAAUGUUUGAAUGCAUUUGAAAUGGACUGUGAUGGCCCACUGCUGGCAGAGGGCAGGUAUUGAAGGGGCAAUUAUAUAGGCAAUAGGCAAUUUUAUGGAUUUGUAUACGUUUGUCUCCUACUUGUUUACAAAGCCGUUCAGAUUUUGGGACCUGUUUUUUGAAAGACCCGUCAGCAGCCCCGUUUACAUGGACACUUUUAAUCUGAUAAGAAACAGAAUAAUAGAAUAUAGAACAUCUUUGUCACAGAGACGAUGAAAUUAAGUGCAGUCCUUGUCAAGUGGCAGACAUCACUUAGGUAGUAUAAAUAAAUAUGGAAAUAAUGGCUCAAUCGGAAUAAAAAUGCCAUAUGUAAACAGUAAACACCUCAACUGAUCGGAUUCAGCCUAAUCUGACUACAUUUCCAAUCUGGAGAGAGGAGGUUGUGUACUAUGUUAUGAUGAUCUGAUCAAUGGAAAAAUCCACAUUUAAUCCGAUUGUGGGGAGUACAACAAUCUUUUUUGUUUUUACAUUUCCACAAAGGUGUUCCCUAUGUGGUAAUAAUGCACAUUGACAACAAAUGAGUUUCCUUGGCAGCAAUACAACUAUAAGCUUCGAAAUGGAUAAAUGCUUGUUUCAUGUAACAUAGAUUAGACAUCAAUCGGUUUAUUAGUGUCCAUGUACAGUUCGGUUGAAAUCUUUCAUCAGAUUAAUAUCAAUCUGAUUGAGAAAAAAAAAUCCAUGUGAACGCAGCUAUUGUCUUCUAUGUUGAUAAAACAACAACAUGCUAGAGACAAUGAACCUACAAUUUACUACUAAGCAGAGAUACAAUGCCACUUCUACAUUGUAUCAUUUCAGAUAUUCUACUGGGCAAGGCUUCGGGUACCUAUUACAAUUGCGAAAAACAGUUUUCCAAAUAUUUGCUAUGCAAAAAGGAUAAUAAUAUUCUUUCAGAGACCAUUAGGUGCAUCACUCACUUGAUUGAAAAAUAUAAGUGAUGUAUGAGUUUCUAAAAAAAAACCUGAAUCAGGUCUGCUUCAAGCUUUCCCUGAACAGAACUGACCUGAUAAACUAUUGGUGUUUGAUAUAGCCUACUAGUUUGUGCUCUUAUCAUUUCUCUGAUACCCAAAUUACUCUCUAUUCAUUGCAUGUAAUUAAUAUAUAUAUAUAUAUAUAUAUAUAUAUGUAUGUGUGUGUGUGUGUGUGUGUGUGUGUGUGUGUAUAGACACACACACACAAGAGGCUGGAGGUUUAGAGUCAGUAUCUGUUACACUGUUACAAAUUUGAUUCAAAGAUUGGCUAGCAAUUUGAUUGCUGAAGUCUGUACUCUGGCCAGUUACAGACUCUCCUCUAGCAAGCAAUGAGAACCAUCUGUUUCCACAAUGAUUCAGCUUUGCAAAGCUGGCUAGGUCACAAGCUUUCUAGAUGUAAUAUGGGAAUUAAGGGAUGGUAUAAGCUUUGGAGUCAUAGUAUAGAACAUAUCCAACUCUGGUCUCUCACAAGGGUUGGAAUGUAGACUGUAACAACACAACAUAUACAGCUAUCGUGGUUCACUUUUCAACCGGAAUUCUCCACACUCACUGAACGAGUCUGACGAGCAGACAUUAAUGUUUUCAAGUGUGUGUGUGUCAUUGUUUUUGGUGUAUUCAAAAAUGGAUAAAUGAUUUUGAUCAGGGUGUAGGGAUGUAAUGAUUCUACACCAAGCAGUGUGUUUGUGUGUAUUAGGAAAGGGUUUCUAAUGUAUUGUUGUUUUAAUUACGUUUGUUGGGGUGGGAGAGCGAAGAGGCGUUGUGGUGGGUUUGGGUGGGGGACUGUAGAUGUCUUAGCAGGGAGUGGCAUGGACAAAUCGGUUCUUGGGGUUGUUUUAAAUCAUACUGAUUUACAGUCUGGGCUGAUGUGCGUCAGGGCCAGCAUCUCUCCCCAGAGAGACAGGGUGGAGAGGCCGCUCAAGCUGCUCUGUGACGUCACGGCAGAAUGCUGACAAACCACAGCUCUGGUGGACUACAGGCCUGCGUGAGAGUGCACACAAGAGGUGUGUGAAGUCCAGUGACGGUAUGACGAGGUACUGAACCCCAAUUUCACUGCGCAGGUGCGGAGACUGUGAACAGCAAAAGUCUCGUCAGGCAAAACUCUUCUGCCGAAGGCGCUGUGGCACAGGAUUAUCCGAAAUGAUCUGUCAGCAGUGUUUGUUUUUGUGAUGGGAAUGCUUCCAUUACCUGUGCUUUCAUGUGUCUACUCUAAACUAAUGGUAGGAAAGGUGGAGUAUAUGACGCUGAAGGUGACCUUCAAAGAAGCUGGUACGUGUGUAUAUAGUAUUUGUGCGGUUAGGCGAUUCGUUUGGCACAUUCGGACGGUACUGUGCCUGAAGAACCCCUCCAUCCAACUAAAGUGACACUGGGAAGAUCUUCACAGUGAGGAUUUAAUGCGGACAUGUAAGCCAUGAAAAGACAGAUGUUGGUACAUAAACGACCACUUAUUGGUGUCUCGUGCCCAUGCUUUUGAUCCAUGUUGAGAUGUAAAAAAAAAACAAUUUUGUUUGUAACUAAGGACAGUGUAUUAUUAGCUUGUAUUAGACAUUAAUCAAGCCCAAUCCUUUUCCAAUUAAUCAUGUUGAUUCUGGUACAGAUCUCUUUAUUUUCUAUUUUCUCUCUAUUUCCAAUUAAAAAAAAAAU